Molecule: messenger RNA, 3901 nt
Organism: Porites lobata
Lineage: Eukaryota; Metazoa; Cnidaria; Anthozoa; Scleractinia; Poritidae
Source: the annotation of a GenBank genome assembly
AUGGUAAAAGCGAGACAGAUCGUCGACAUACUGGACGACGAACAAGACACCAACUAUGACCUUGAUCCUGAUUCACCCUGUCCUGAAACCACUUUCCCUACCCCUGACGUUGCUGCCUACCGUAUCCAGACCCGUCAAUCUCCGUAUAUUGAUGUCUGUCAUGGUCACCAUAUUGUACGUGUCACCAUUGACAGUGUAGCAACUAGAAAUAUGAUCCGUCACUCCACUGCGAAACAUCUUGGAUGUCCAAUUAUGUCAAGUGCUCAGUCAGUCCAGCAGGCAGAUGGCUCUUCUCAGCUUCAGGUGGUCGGAAAGACAAACAUCCUUCACCCGUGACAACACCGACUUUACAUUCGAGGGACUUGUCAUAGAGGAUCUGGACGUCGAAGUGCUUGCCAGGACCCCUUUUAUGGAGGCAAACGACAUUGCCGUGCGGUUUGCCAAGAGAGAGGUGCUACUUGGCAAUGGAUCUACCUACACAUACGGGUCCCAGGCCCCUCCCAGUCCCCCCACAACCGUUCGCAGAGCCUUUGUUCUCCAUGCUCCUACUCCUUCCAAGACUCUUUGGCCUGGAGAAUUCUUGGAAGUACAGCUCCCAGACGAUGCUCCCCCUGAUUCAGAGUAUGGCCUUGAGCCCCGCACAGAUGCACCUAGUUUACAUAAUCUCAAGCCCUCUCAGCUGUGGCCAGAACCCGGCAUCAUUUCCAGUGUUUUGCGGGCAAUUCGCAUACCAAACCUGUCACCCGAACCUCGAACGCUUAAGCGUCACGAACACUUCUGCCAGGUCACCCCUGUCUUCGAACCAAAAGACGAGUCACCGACAAGUCAGUCUCCUACUCAGCGUCCGUUACCACCCUCUCAUGCUAGUCACUCCACAUCCAUCCAGGUAGACCCACACCGCAUUCUCCCUGAGGUUGUCAGAGCCAACUUCCAAUCUCUGCUCAGUGAGUACGACUCCGUAUUUGACCCUCACUUCCCAGGUUACAAUGGAUCCACAGGCCCUUACCAAGCAAAGGUCAACAUGGGCCCUGUCGAACCCCCACAGUGGAACGGCCGCCUCCCCCAAUAUGCCCGCGAUAAGCUCGUAGAACUCCAAGAGAAGUUUGACCACCCAGAGCAGCUUGGUGUCUUCCAGCACCAAGAUGUCGGUAUCACUGUAGAAUACGUGAACCCUUCUUUCCUUGUAAAGAGCCGAACGGCGGUUCUCGUCUUGUCACUGCCUUUGUUGACGUAGGCCAGUACAGUAAACCCCAACUAUCCUUGCUGCCUGACGUUGACUCCACCCUGCGUCGCAUCUCCCAGUGGUCUCAUAUAAUCAUCACAGACCUGACAAGUGCCUUUUACCAAAUACCUUUGGCUAAAGAGUCCAUGAAGAAUUGCGAUGUUGCCACUCCGUUUAAAGGGGUACGAGUCUACGUUCGUUCCGCUAUGGGUAUGCCCGGAUCAGAAAAUGCUCUUGAAGAGGUUGUGUGCCGCAUCCUAGGCCCACUAGUACAAGACGGAUCCGUGGCUAAAAUCACUGAUGAUCUGUACAGCGGCGGCAACACCCCCCAAGAGCUACUCUACAACUGGAAGAGGGUCCUACAAGCCCUACACAAGUGCAACCUGCCUUUGUCUGCCCACAAGACCAUCAUCAGUCCCAAGACUACCACUAUUCUCGGCUGGAUCUGGAAUGCUGGCUCCCUUUCCGCCAGUCCCCACCGUCUUAACAUCCUCACCACGUACCCCGAGCCGAACACUGUCGCUCGCUUGAGAUCCUUCAUUGGCAUUUACAAAGUCCUUUCCCGUGUCAUUCCAAGCUGCUCAAGUUACCUCGCUCCUCUGGAUGCUGUAACAGCCGGUCCUCCUCAGGAAUCCAUUAACUGUACCGAUGAUCUAAAGGCCGCAUUCCAUAGUGCUCAGAGUGCUCUUUCCUCUGCAACUCACAAUCACGUUACCCAGACCCGAGGACCAGCUAUGGAUUGUAACUGACGGAGCAGCCUGGGACCCUGGAAUAGGCGCCACCCUCUACGUAACGUGUGGAGACAAGUUACAUGUCUCUGGCUUCUUCAGCGCCAAGUGCGGGGCUCCCAAACAACGUGGCUUCCAUGCGAGGUCGAAGCCCUCUCAAUUGCGGCAGCAGCAAAGCACUUCAGCCCGUAUCUUAUUCAGUCCGUUGAAAAGGCCUGCAUUCUUACUGACAGUAAGCCUUGCAUUCAAGCAUAUGAGAAACUCUGCCGCGGGAAGUUCUCUGCCAGCCUUCGCGUAUCCACUUUCUUGUCUGUUGUGAGUCACUUCCAAGCUUCAGUCAGGUACAUUUCUGGUGCUGCUAUCUUCCCGUCAGACUUCGCAAGCCGAAACGCCGCUGCCUGUGAAAACGAGAUCUGUCAGGUGUGCUCUUUCAUUUCUAGAACCAGGGAUUCUGUUGUCCGAGCCGUUUCUGUUCAAGAUGUCCUCCAAUGCAAAGUUUGCCUUCCCUUUACCAGCCAGCCCGCCUGGGUGGCUGUUCAGUCUGAGUGCCCAGAUCUACGCCGCACCCACGCUCACCUCGUCCAGGGUCCAAAAAACUCACAAACAUAAAGGACGUCAAAAUUAUUGACAAGUUGCAUCAGUUGCAGAUGAUGGCCUCCUUGUUGUGAGGCGUCAUGAACCCUUGUCACCAUCCAGAGAGUGCAUCAUUGUCCCAUGCCAAGCUUUGGACGGCCUUUUGACCACUCUUCACAUUCAACUCAGCCACCCAUCCUGUCACUAGGUGAAAUGGUGGUCAAACGCUACCUAUAUUUUCUCGAUCUGGACAAGGCUGUCUCUCGUGUGUCCGAUGGGUGCCACUCCUGUGCAGCAAUCGGAAGCUCUCCAACCGCACGUAUUGACCAGUCCACUUCCCCACCACCCGAUGCUAUUGGUCGGUCCUUUGCCACAGACGUCAUCAAAUGUUCUCGCGAGCUCAUCUUUCUCCUCCUCGAGACUGUGACCUCUUACUUUUCCAGUGUAUCUCUUGAAGACGAGCGUCAUCAAACGUUACGCAACGCCAUUGGAAAGCGCUACUUAGAAUUUCGCCCUAUGGAUGGCCCCACUGUUGUGAUCCGUACUGACCCUCCACAUGGCUUUAAGGCUCUCGUUGAUGACCCUCUCUUAAAGAAGCAUAGAAUUACAAUUGAGCUUGGCCAGGCCAAAAAUCCCAACAAGAACCCUGUAGCUGAGAGGGCAGUCCAGGAGUUGGAGUUGGAACUUCUCCAUCAGGAGCCUUUAGGCGGAGCCAUUUCUCCACUCACUCUUCCCGUAGCCACUUCUGCCUUGAACUUUUGUAUCCAUUCACCUGGCCUAUCCUCGCGAGAAAUGUGGAGACAGCGGGACCAGUUUUCAAACCAGCCGUUACCCCUUGCUGAUGACCAUUUAAUUGCCCUCCAGCAUGAGCAGCGUCUAUCCAACCACCCAAACAGUGAGCGCUCCAAAGUGCCCUUGCACAACAGGCAUCCAAGUCCUUUCAUUGAUGUUGGUGACCUAGUGUACCUUCAUUCCGAUCGGAACAAGUCUCGAGCCCAACGACCGCUACCUUGUUGUAGUCAUAGAUCCAUCAUUCUGUGAUAUCAAAAAGUUCAUUGGAUCCUAAUUAUGUAGCUCAUCUUACCGCGUCAAACUUACUGAGAGCUUCAAGGUAAUCCUGGCUGAUCCCCUACAUGCUCCUUGCCCGUGUCGUGGACACGACUCGAAUGACGGAGACGAUCCUGAUACCACACCUCCCCACCCUCGCUGCCUGACAUCCCUGAUGCUAUCUCUGCUUCAGCCCAGCAUCUGUCUAACAUUCCUCGCUGUGUUACACCACCUGCUCCUGCCUUUCCUGUCGACCGCAUCAUGGACGACAAAGCUGCCCAGCCAUCUUGCCCUGAGGACCCUUCUUUGGAGAAGGCAGUCGUUUCAGUAG